This is a messenger RNA of Brassicogethes aeneus, 1559 nucleotides long. Lineage: Eukaryota; Metazoa; Arthropoda; Insecta; Coleoptera; Nitidulidae. The record is from the annotation of a GenBank genome assembly.
GGCAUCUCAGACAAUAUACAUAGUCUAUUAAUAAACUUCGCCUAAUUCGUUUACCAUUUAAAUUUUUUGUUUACACUACAUUACAUAACAUAUUAAAACUUUUUACUGUAGGAUACUUUUUAGUUAGUGUAGGAAGUGCUUUAGCCAUUUAAUAAUACGAAUUAAGAUGUGUCAACGCUUUACGGUUCUAAUUCUGUUUUUCUAUGUUAUACGAAAUGUGGAUUGUGCCAAUUAUGUCAAUGAUACCAGACGUCAGGUGGAUAAUGAUAGCAGAUAUAGGCAGGAGCAUCCGGAUCCUCGAAGGGGUCGCCAAUCGUGCGACACUGACCAACUAGAAUACCGUUUGACCCGUCUUGAGGUGCAAGUGGCGGAAAAAACAGAAAAUCUCCGGUCGGAAAUUCGCGAGGGCAACAGAAGACUCCAGGCACUCGAGUAUCAGUGCGCCGAGGUGCACACUGCCUUGGACAACUUCAAAAAUGAAAUCAACAGAUACGCUGAAAUCAGCCAGCAACCACAGAGAUACGUGAACGAAGAUACGAGCAGGUUGGAGAGAAGAAUCGACAAUUUGGCGAAAGGAAUGCAAAUAUUUGCUGCUGCUUUAAAAAUUGUAACGUCUGACGUGGGAUGGAUCUCUAAAAAUAUAUCCGGAAUCGUCAAUACGACUGGCACUUUACUUCAAGAGCACCAAAACAUCGUUACCAAACAGUUUCUAACUAAUUCACUGGUGGAUAUAAGGUUACACCAGUUGUAUCCACCUAGUCAUGCAACAAACUAUAAUGGAGCUCUUUCAACUGGUGAACUCUUAACCGAAAGUAUACCGAAAAAUUGCAAAGAUAUUUUGGAAAAAGGAGAAACUAAAACCGGUAUAUACUUGAUACAACCGAAUGGGGUCAGCAAACCUUUCAUGGUUCUUUGCGAUAUGGACACCAGAGGGGGUGGUUGGACUUACAUUCAUAAUAGAUUCGAAGGAUCUCAGGACUUUUUCCUGGACAUGCAUAACUAUAAGUUUGGUUUCGGCAAUUUGGGCGGCGAAUUUUGGCUUGGACUUGAAAACAUUCAUCUUCUAACAGGUUCCGAAGUUAACGAAUUAUUGGUGGAAUUGGUGGAUGCCAAUGAUGAAAAGGCUCACGCUCACUAUUCAGCCUUUAGUGUGGGUUCUGAAGUUGAAGGGUAUUCUUUGAAAGUUUUGAGUGGGUAUACUGGCGAUGCCGGAGAUUCUCUGACAUACCAUGCUGGAAGUAGAUUUAGUACGAAAGAUAUGGAUCAGGAUGGGUGGUCUGAUGGAAACUGUGCUUCAUCUCAUGGUGGUGCCUGGUGGUAUAGAGGCUGUGAUACCAGCAACUUAAACGGUAGAUAUCUUAACGGCGAAUUACCGGAAAGUUACCUUUACACAGGUAUGUACUGGGGCGAUUUUAGAGGGGCCCAAUAUAGUUUAUCACAAGCCAGAAUGAUGGUACGACCCAGAGAUACCAGCAGCUCGCCUAUUAGACCAGGUGGAAAGGAAAUCAAUUAGAUUUUUUUAUUAAACUUUACAUUUUUGUGUUCAAAUUAUAUACUGC